Messenger RNA from Aspergillus niger, 1698 nucleotides. RefSeq lists its product as uncharacterized. The transcript has 5 exons. Gene Ontology annotation, molecular function: DNA binding; zinc ion binding. NCBI's taxonomy places the organism in Eukaryota, Fungi, Ascomycota, Eurotiomycetes, Eurotiales, Aspergillaceae. The record is from RefSeq and is a predicted model, not a curated record. Gene Ontology annotation, biological process: DNA-templated transcription. Bases 1 to 1698 code for a protein of 565 amino acids.
AUGAUAUUCCUUGUACUUUCAAGCGCAACCAGGAGCGUAUUCAGGAACGCUCUAAAUCCCAUGACUCUUCAGGCACUCAACGGCUUGAUUCCACAGCAAUACCUAUUGCUUCUCAAGGUAAACAUAUACUGCCCUUUCCAGCCUCCAUUCAAUGAUCUGAGAAUUCAUAUCUAUACUGAGAAAGACACUGACCCUGUUGUGGCCGCGCCAACAAGACAAAGUGGUUCGGACUUAACCUUCACUGUUGGGCCCCAGAGCAAUCUCCAUGUCGGAGGACAUACUCUCGGGAAUUUAUGCACCUUCAAUGGCCUGCCGUUCUUCUCCGCUACUGGCCGCCAGUGGAUCAAGGAACGCACCGGCGAAGACGUAAAUCUCGAAUAUACGUCACCAAGGCCAUCUACACUCGAUCCAUCAACGUCGAAUGGCGCCGCGCAUGCACUACCGCUUCCGGACAAGGAGUUCCUGUAUCAGCUACUCGACGACUGGCAAAAUUCAGACCUUGCCAGGUUGUUUCCGUUUGUAGACCGAGUGCUCUUCGAAUCAACUGUCGCUGCCGCCUACCAUAAUGAAACAAGUAUCUCAUCUCCUGGUGCUGACAGCGCUAGGGCCUGCAUUCAUGCGUUCACGACAAUUUGCCUACAUGCAGCAGGCCAACAACAGGGGAAUAGAGUAAUACAUACAGAGGACCAUCUUCAGACUGCCCACGACUUGGUCCCCCGGAUGCUGCAUGAGUCUGUUACUAUAGAUGGUCUGCAGGCCAAUCUGAUGCUCAGUCUUUGCUCCUUGGUAAUCACAGGGAAUAUCCUGAUUCUCGAGAUGUUACUAGCAGCCGCGAUACGCUUCGUCUUUCAUCUAAAUGGUCACCUUGCUCCAGUCUACAUCGAUGACGAUCAGUUCAGGAGGAGCCUGCAUGUCCGAGAAUUAUUUUGGAUAUGUUACAUCAUGGAUAAGGAGUUUAGUCUACGCGCGGGUCAUUCUCCGUGCCUGGAUGAGAAUCAGUGCGACCUCACUCUCCCUGAUAUCCACCACACUGCGACAGAAUUCCUCGCAGGCAUACGUCUUGCCAUGCUUCAGUCUGAGGUAUACCAUCGACUAUACUCCUUGAAAGCUCUGCGCCAGACGGAUGCCCAAUUAUUGGGCGCUAUUCGCGAUCUUGACAGCGCCUUGGAAAUUUGGAGAAUGUCUAUUCCCACCAACUUUCGGCCACGCCUCAUUGAUCGGGAAACAAACGCCUUGGACAUGCAAAAUACGAUCUUUCAAUUACACUACCUGUAUUGCAUGGGUAUGAUCCACCAAGCAAGUGGAAGAUGCUCUUCCUGGGUCCAAAAUCAAGACACAUCUAAAGCGGGCUCAAGCCUCGCUAUCAGCGUUGAAGCGAGUCGAUCGAUGCUGCAGAAAUUCCUAGAUGACCGCCUCGAAUUCAACAAGAAUAACCUGAGGUUCUGUCUUCCCUAUUUCUUGACAGCCGUUUGCCACCUUUUUUCCAACAUACUCUUCAACCCAACGCACGAGGGCAUCGAUGACGACUUGGAAUUGUUCAUGUCAGUGCCAACACAUAUCAGAACACGUGUGCCACCGGAAAUCCCGAGAUUGUCGGCUUAUCACAUUAAGCUCUUCGAAGACUUUGUGAUAGAAUUAGGUCGCCUUGCUAGUAGUGCUAUUAAAAGGGCGCGGGAAGGAUUUGAACAAAACAACUAG